ACAGCAGAACAAGAUGAGUACUGGGAGAAGGCCUUGUUCGUGGAGAGGUUUGGGGACAUCAUUAUGGAAUCUGCUAUCAUUGACACAGACAAAAUGGGCCGCAACUACAAUGAGAAAGACUUUGAGUAUCACCGGCACACGUUCCACCACACCCACCACCCCCUGUCCACCCACCUUCCCCCGCAGCGUUUUUGCAAGAGGGUACUUAGUAUGGACCGCCGACGAAAGAAAAAGAGGAAGAAAAAAAAGAUGUCUAUGCCACCGUCAGAUGUCACACCCACUAUUCAUGAGGUGGAUGAGGAAGAUUUAGAGUCUGAGGCUGAGGGCCAGUGCCAAUCCGCCACGCCUACUGAGCCAUCUGAAGAGCUGCCACAGUUCAGUUUGGGAAGUGAGGAGGAUCUGGCAGCCAACCUUGCUCUCACCUGCUUCCAUAUGGAGAGUGAGAGACCCCCCAGCGUUGAGGAGACCCCACCCAGCCCUGCCGGAACAGAGGAGAAGCUGGGCACACAUGAGCGACCAGAUAGAGUAGAAGAGGAGGAAGAGGUUUGCAACAGAUUUAGCCCAUCUCCUGAGCCUGCCAGUAUAACAACACGGGGCUGGUUUCGUAGGAAGCCUGUCCACCGGCUGGCCGGAGCCCAGCGGACCAGCUAUGACCUACGAGAACGCAUCUGCAUAGGCAGUAUGACAGCCAUGGAGACCGCCGUGUACCAGAAAGUGCCUACAGAUGAGGCUGAGGCACAGAUGCUGGCCAGUGCUGACCUGGAUGACAUGAAGAGUCACCGUUUUGAGGACAAUCCCGGGGUUAGACGUCACUUGGUCAAGAAAUCGUCACAUUGUCAAGUUCCACAAACCAGCAAUAGCUCUCCACCUCUGUCCAGUCUGAAGAGGAGAAAGAGGUUGGAGAAGAAAAACCAUGAGGUGUUUGUGGAGCUCAAUGAGCUGAUCAUGGAUAAGAACCAAGAGAUGCGCUGGAAGGAGAUGGCGCGUUGGAUCAAGUUUGAGGAGGAUGUUGAGGAGGAGACGGAUCGCUGGGGUAAACCGCAUGUGGCCUCGCUGUCCUUCCGUAGUCUCUUGGAGCUCCGCAGAACCAUCACACAUGGUGCCAUAAUGCUUGACCUGGAUCAAACCACACUGCCUGGUAUCGCCCACUUGCUGGUCGAAACCAUGAUAAUCUCGGACCAGAUCAGAGCUGAAGAUCGAGCCAACGUACUGCGAGCCCUGCUGGUCAAACACAGUCACCCCAAUGAUGAAAAAGAAGGCCUUUUCCAUCGGAACCACUCUGUUAACAGUCUGGGCAGCUUACGGUACAACCAUAAUCAUGUUCAUGACACCAGCCUGCCCCUCGUAUCCCAGGACCACGGGGAGAUGCAUGACACCAAAGCAGCAGAACAUGACAAAGAGAAAAGCCUCCACCCGGUCCCAGUUGAGGGACAUGCUGCCGCCAGAUCAAUGAAACUCCUGGCGAAGAUUCCCAAGGAUGCAGAGGCCACUGUGGUCUUAGUGGGAUGUGUGGAGUUCCUAGAGCAGCCUGCGAUGGCCUUUGUCCGGCUGAAUGAGGCGGUGCUGUUGGAGUCAGUUCUGGAAGUCCCUGUCCCAGUUCGAUUCAUCUUUGUGCUGUUAGGCCCCACCCAGACCAACAUGGACUACCAUGAGAUUGGACGCUCCUUCUCCACCCUCAUGUCCGAUAAGAACUUCCAUGAAGUAGCAUACUUUGCUGAUGACCGGCAGGAUCUACUAAAUGGCAUCAAUGAGUUCUUAGACUGCAGUAUUGUAAUUCCACCAUCAGAUGUUGAAGGGAAAGACCUGCUGAAGACCGUGGCCUCCUUCCAGAAACAGAUGUUACGUAAACGCAAAGAAAGAGAGCACAAAAAAUGUGGCAGUACUGUGACAGGAGCUGAGCAGGAGGCAAAAGACGUGAGUACUGAUGAACAGGAAGAGGAGGACCAGUUUAAUGUUGACCCUCUCAAACGCUCUGGGAUUCCAUUUGGAGGUCUGAUCCACGAUAUUCGCCGCCGUUAUCCGCGCUACAUAAGCGACCUAAAGGAUGCCAUGGACACACAAUGUAUUGCUGCUGUGAUUUUCAUUUAUUUUGCUGCUCUGUCGCCCACGAUCACCUUUGGAGGUUUAUUAGGUGAGAAGACACAAGGCAUGAUGGGAGUCUCUGAGCUUAUCAUCUCCACGGCAAUGGUGGGAGUGCUGUUCUCGCUGCUUGCUGGACAACCCUUGCUCAUUAUUGGCUUCUCUGGACCACUUUUGGUUUUUGAGGAGGCGUUUUAUAAGUUCUGCCAGGCGCAGGGCUUUGAGUAUCUCACGGGGCGAGUGUGGAUCGGGUUCUGGCUCAUUUUCAUUGUCCUGGUGAUUGUGGCGGCUGAGGGGAGCUUCCUCGUGCGCUACAUCUCCCCUUUCACCCAGGAGAUCUUUGCAUUUCUAAUCUCCCUCAUUUUCAUCUAUGAAACCUUCUCAAAGCUAAUUAAGGUGUUUCAAGAGCACCCUCUAAUGAAAAUCUACCCUGCGGCUCCUGUACUGCCAGCUUUCUCAACAAUAGACUCAUUUCAAGGUGUCAGUGUGAUAGAGGAACCCAUUCUCAACCAGCCCAACACAGCCCUUCUCUCCCUAGUGGUCAUGAUGGGAACCUUCUUUGUGGCCUUCUUCCUCCGGAAAUUCCGUAAUAGCAGAUUCCUCGGUGGAAAGGCCAGAAGAAUCAUUGGAGACUUUGGGAUUCCUAUCUCUAUCCUGAUCUCUGUGCUGGUGGACUUUUCCAUCCCUGAUACAUACACACAGAAGCUGAACGUCCCCUCUGGUUUCUCGGUCACAUCUCCGGACAAACGAGGCUGGUUUAUCAGUCCAUUUGGAGAUAAACAGCCUUUCCCAUUCUGGAUGAUGGGGGCCUCUGUUGUUCCAGCCCUGCUGGUUUUCAUCCUCAUUUUCAUGGAGACUCAGAUCACCACCUUGAUAGUGAGCAAGAAGGAGCGACAUUUGGUGAAGGGUUCUGGCUUUCAUCUGGAUCUGCUCCUGAUAGUGACAUUGGGAGCUUUCUGCCCACUCUUUGGUCUACCUUGGCUGACUGCAGCCACUGUGCGUUCAGUGACUCACGUAAAUGCACUCACUGUCAUGAGCAAAGCCACUGCGCCCGGAGAGAAACCCAUGAUACAGGAAGUGAAAGAACAGAGACUGACUGGGAUGUGUGUGGCUAUCCUAGUGGGUAUGUCUAUAGUAAUGACAGAUUUACUGCGACAUAUUCCUGUGGCCGUGCUGUUUGGGAUAUUUCUGUACAUGGGCAUCACGUCUCUCACUGGUAUCCAGCUGUAUGAGCGAAUUACACUCAUGGUUACACCUGCCAAACAUCACCCUGACCACAUCUAUGUAACCAAGGUUAAGACGUGGCGUAUGAACAUGUUCACCAUCAUUCAGUUGUUGUGUAUCGUCCUUCUGUGGGUGGUAAAGUCGACUGUAGCCUCUCUAGCCUUUCCCUUCAUCCUAAUCAUGACUGUACCUCUGCGGAGACUCAUCCUCACCAGGAUCUUUGAGGAGAGAGAGCUUGCAGCGUUGGAUGCAGAUGAGGACACGCCCAAUUUUGAUGAAGAUGGUCGCGAUGAAUAUAACGAGAUCCACAUGCUUGUCUAGACACAGGACACAUAAUGGCAAACCUCCUCACUGAUCAAUCACACGCAGACCUCUGGAUAACGGAGACUGUUGGGAAAGGUGUACAAAAUCUGACUAACUCUGAUGUACCCUCCCUCAUCCAGGAUUGUUUCAUGUGUAUUUUGAAAUUUUGUAAUCAUCCAAUAUAUAUAAAAAAGACCAUAUUUUGGAUACUACUUAUUUAAUUUUCAACCCAAAAAGUGGCCUACUUAUGUGCUGGUGCCCAAUGACCUUUGGAUAUAUGAUUAGAUAUGACCCAUGCACCGUAGACCUCACAUUUUAUUGAGGUUUAAAGUCACUAAGUGCAAUGAAGGCCAGGCUAGAUUGUUUACGUUGGUCUUGCAUUACAGGGCAGAUCAAAACCCCUAUUUAUCCCAGCUGGUAGUUUUGCACACAGCGGGUGCCCAUCUGGACAAGCCCCACUGCCUGUUGAUCUAAGUUGCCUUGUACUGUAUAACUGUACUGUAGGAGUUGACCACAGGCUCUGAAUAUUAUGGUAGCAUGUCCUCUCAGUUCACGUAAGGUUAAGGUAUUCUUUUUUGUGUGCUGCUAUGUCUUGCGCACAGUUGAACACUCUAGCCUUUCAAACAGACGCAAUCGCCGCAUGCACACUAUGACUGCUUUGUGAUACUCUUUUAGUAGUGGCAGUGGCAGGAGUAUGUGCAGAUGACUCAAAACGAUGUGGUCUGUCUGCAUGUCUUGAUGCACAAAAUUUGUCUCAUGCAUUGUGCACUAGACUUAGCGACACUUAAGUAUUCAGUAUCCCAUCCAAAAUCGUGUGUUUCCUCUCCUCCAGUGAAAAUAGCUCCAAAAGAAGUCAACGCAUCAAGUACAACUCCACUCUCUGCAUCUCUCUGCUCUCAGUACUUUGUUUUGAAUUAGUGGUGUUUAGUUUGAAAAUCAAUCAGUGUUUUUAAAGAAAUCUUUUAAGUGAACGAAUCGUUCUCGUUCACUUCCAUUGUUGCGGUGGUGAACGACUCUGUUGCCACCUACUACAAUAAAUAUGGUCACUGAAUGGUGAAUCAGUUUGCGUACUUCCUGAGGGCUGCAUAUGCCAUUGAGAUGAAUAGGAAAGCUAACUUUUGCUCUCUCCAGGUGUUCUAUUCUUACUUGUAGUACAUUUGCAUGCAGUUAUAAUCGAGCCACAGUGUGUUUUUUUUUUUUUGGUGGAAUCAAGCUACAGUUUUCAUCUGUUUGUCCAAAUAUACACGACACAGUGCGUAAUCGAAUAUUUGAAGGAAUGAGGUCAAGUACAGCUGGUUAAAUAUACACAUCGUGCGUCACCUGUCUUUUGGCACAUGUGCACAAUGGCGAAGCCAACUGUGAUCCGAUAAACGUGUAUACAUGCUUGGCAACUUUCAGCAAAAAUCGCGCACAAUGUAGGUAUGUUCAUCCAAAAUCGGACUAAAGUGUUUACAUGACAAGCCAAAUUAUUGUUUUAGUCUAUUAAAGAGCAUGUAUUCAUAUUGUUGGUUUGCUGACAUGUAUUCAGAAGGUGGUGUUUUGGACGGGGGAUGUCUAAUUCAGUGGGUUUAUCUGGCAAAAUUUGCUAAACUUGAAUUGGCUUAGCGAACAUCACGAACCCCUCUUACAGCACCCUUUAUGGAAAUAAUAACAUUUCCCUUGCAAACAAAGAUUCUUUAAAGUGAUUUUAAAGUUUUUUCCAAGAUAUUUAUUUUAGUUUGAGCUGCUCACAAUUUUUCUUGCUAUAUAGAAAUGUAGUAUUAGAAUUUUUAUUGGAUUUAAUGCCCAAAUAUUUUGUUAUAUUUAUUAGUGUGUUUGUGUGAGUGUGUUUUUAAUAUUUAUCUUUUCAGAGAACUAUUAAUUUAUAGGCUCUAUUUUUGUGAGUGCGCAAAGUGAAGCGUUACGUGCUACGACCUUGCGCAACGUCUUACGCAGUUUUCGUGAGGGCACUAAUUCGAAGUGCAAUAUUCGUGCCAGUGCAAAAUGCAAGUGGGAUUGGGUGGAAGUGUUUGUGGUAUCUGUGGGUGUAUGCACACAAACUGUGGGUGAAUUGUAUGUUAAUGAAGUGACUCAAAGUGCAGUUUGCUACUUUCCUGAGAAAUUGGUCAUUGUGCUAAGACGUUUCAAAAGCAUGCCUUAUCGUAGCGCAAAGACCAAACUCAGUUCCUGCCUUUGCAGUUCGUAGAUUCCACCAGCAAGUGGUAAUAAACUCUGAUAAUAUAGGGGAUCAAUAAAUUAUUCCCCUGGCAAUCGCUGUUGUAGCUGUUUUAUGAAACAAAUAUUUAUGAGAUUUGUGUUAAACUAUCUUUAGGUCAUGGUUUAUUUUUCAAUUAUUGUUAUUAUGUUUAUAUUUGCAAUUAUAUUUAUAAUCUAAUUUGUAUUGGUAUUUUUCCACCUGUUGUCAUAGAGUGAUUUUUAAGUCACUGCAAAAGGGGCCGGUGGAAGAAGUUGAAGAGAGUAAAAUGAAUGAAUGUGAUAUGAUUAUUUUGGCCACUUCGUUAUUUUGAUUUUAUUUUUG
Molecule: messenger RNA, 6124 nt
Organism: Xyrauchen texanus (razorback sucker)
Lineage: Eukaryota; Metazoa; Chordata; Actinopteri; Cypriniformes; Catostomidae
Product: anion exchange protein 3-like
Exons: 21
Coding region: 64-3624 (1186 amino acids)
Biological process (GO): monoatomic anion transport; regulation of intracellular pH; transmembrane transport
Cellular component (GO): plasma membrane
Molecular function (GO): monoatomic anion transmembrane transporter activity; solute:inorganic anion antiporter activity
Source: RefSeq, a predicted model, not a curated record